Molecule: messenger RNA, 1674 nt
Organism: Phyllopteryx taeniolatus (common seadragon)
Lineage: Eukaryota; Metazoa; Chordata; Actinopteri; Syngnathiformes; Syngnathidae
Exons: 8
Coding region: 136-1518 (460 amino acids)
Biological process (GO): glycerophospholipid biosynthetic process
Cellular component (GO): mitochondrion
Source: RefSeq, a predicted model, not a curated record
CGGGAUUGGGUUGCCGUGGCAACGCGCAGGCCGCGAUCGGAUUGGACCAAAAACAUACAGGACGGAAGCGGCUAAUUGAAAGGUGGAAAAGUGAAAGCGGGGCUCCCGUGUGGUCCCGCGGCUCGCGGCGCCCCGAUGGCUGCCACGUCCCGACGUGAACGGGCGGUAGCCCCGCCCGUGGCGAUGACGUCACACCGAAGCCUCUCUCAUAAGGGCAGCGGCACCGCGACAGUCGUCGUCGUCGUCGUCGUCAUGUGGGCUCCACGCCUCCGGCACGCGCUCAGGGCCGCCGCGGCCGCGCGCUCCGCCGUCGCCAGGCAGCGUCACGGCGAGGCGGGCGAGGCGGGCGAGGCGGGCAUCCUGCUGGACGUGGACGGCGUGCUGCUGCGCGGCGGUCGCGUCAUCCCGGCGGCCCGACGAGCCUUCCGGAAGCUGCUGGACGCCGACGGCCGCUUCCUGUUUCCCACAGUCUUCGUCACCAACGCCGGAAGUUGUCAGCCGCAACGCAAAGCGCAACAGCUGUCGGCGCUGCUGGACGUGCGGAUCAGUCCGGAUCAGGUGGUUUUGUCGUACAGCCCUCUGCGGAUGUUGUCGAGCUUCCACGACAAGCGCGUGCUGGUGUCGGGCCAGGGACCCGUCUCGGACAUCGCCCGCUCUUUGGGCUUCAAGAAGGUGGUGAGCGUGGAGAAGCUUUGCGAACAGCACCCCCUGCUGGACAUGGUCGACCACAACAGGAGACCCCGACCGCCCUCUGAGCUUCAGCCGGAGUCGGCCCAAAUUGAAGGUAAGAGCCGCCGGUCGCGCAAAACGUCCACGCCGAUCACGUGUGGCGUUCUCGCAGCCGUGGUGCUGUUCGGCGAGCCGGUGCGCUGGGAGACCAACCUGCAGCUGCUGCUGGACGUGCUGCUGACCGACGGCCGCCCGUCCCGCGCCUACCGGCCGCCGGCGGUCCAGCUGCCGGUUCUGGCCUGCAACCUGGACCUGCUCUGGAUGGCCCGGGCGCCCUCGCCGCGUUUGGGCCACGGCAUGUUCCUGCUGUGCUUGGAGUCGGCCUACAAGAAGUUGACGGGCGCCGAGUUGCGCUACGAGGCGCUGCUGGGGAAGCCCGGUCUGCUCACGUACCGCUACGCCCGGCGCGCGCUCACGCGCAGCAACCGCCACCGCGAAGUCCAAACCAUCUACGCCAUCGGCGACAACCCGAUGACGGACGUUUACGGCGCCAACCUUUACGAUCGCUACCUGGCUCGGCAGCACAAGCGCGCGAGGCCGGCGACGGGAAGUCAGGCGGGCGCGGCCGAGCCCGACGAGGAGGAGCCGGCGCCGCCCGCCGCUCGCUGUCGAUCCGUCCUGGUGUGCACGGGGGUCUACGGGCGUCCGUCGGCGUCGGCCCCGGCCCCGGAGAGCGUCUUCCUGCACGGCCACCGGGACAUGACGGCGGAGGCGGGCCUGGCGGAGCCCAGCUACGUGGUGGACGACGUGGAGGCGGCCGUGGACCUGGUGCUCCGGCGCCACCUCUGACGGGAAGGCCGCGGUCCGGAUCGGAACCCGCAACUUCAGAAGCGUGCGAUGGGGGUCGGAUGCGCUGCACAAAAUGCAAUAUACGUCAGUGCCUUCCAAAUGUCUCCCCUGUUGAAAUGAAGGAAAUACAAUUGCUUGGCUCCAAAAACACCAAAA